This is a messenger RNA of Plasmodium coatneyi, 894 nucleotides long. RefSeq lists its product as uncharacterized. The record is from RefSeq and is a predicted model, not a curated record. The transcript has a single exon. NCBI's taxonomy places the organism in Eukaryota, Apicomplexa, Aconoidasida, Haemosporida, Plasmodiidae. The coding region runs from base 1 to 894 and encodes 297 amino acids.
AUGGCCACCAUCAUGUCCAUGGAAUUUCCCUCGUCCGACGAGGAGGACGAUAACUACGACGUCGAGGCGGAGCUCCAGAAGGAGCUGGAGGAAGGAGACCUGUCCGACGAAGUAAAGGAGGAGCUGCAGGAGGAAGGCAAGCAGCUAAUAAGCAACCUGCAAAAGGCGAAGAGAAGUAAAAGGAAGAAGGAAACCAACCCAAAAAUGAUCAAAAGCAUUAUAAAGAGCUCAAUCAUAAAGGAAAAAAUCGAAAAAACUUACCACGACAUUAACAGGGAGUAUGAGGAGCUCUACAAACAUGAGAAGUCAGUUAGCGAUGAAGACUUCCUCUUACAAUUCCACAAGAAGUAUCCUCAGGAAGAGAAGAACUACAACACGACACAGAAGCUGCACGAUCAUUUGAAAAAAUACACGCCAGCGUUUGCCGCAAAUGAUGAAUCCCCCGAGAUGGACAUAAAGGCAUUCAAGGAAAAGUGCCGCAACAAACAGUAUAGCAGCGACAUUUCUAGCGUGGUGAAAAACGCGCUGGAAAACUUUUACGAAAAUAACUCAGUCCAAGUGGAAAAAAAAUACAUGUACGCAGGGAAAGUAUACACGGUCCAAAAAAAAAUUGACAAAACGUCCUCCUCCUAUAAACGGUACCUCAGGAUGAAGGACAAAAUGAACAUAGGAGGAAAUUUCGCAAACAUUGAUCAGCUUGUUCAGAGCAUACAAGAAAAUAAACAGAUCAACACAGUCGAUAAGUCCACGGAAGAUUGGGCCUACUAUAAAAUGGCCAACUCCAUCGAUGAGGAGAAAUUAAAGGCAGGGCAAAAUUACUUGGAAAAUAAAAUUUUCAGUGAAAAUGUAGAACGAAAGGUGUACGAGAAUAAUAUUAAGAAGCGGGCCCCUUGA